UCGCUCUUCUUUGCAGAUCAUUAUCGCAAUAUUGCAAACAAGUAUGACUACUUCUACAAAGAAAAUCACCAAGGUUACAUUCCCAUCCUAGUGAAGUGUUUGGACUUAAAGCCAGAGCACGUGGUCGCUGACAUUGGUAGUGGAACGGGUGCCAUUGCAAAAGAUCUCUUUGAAUUAUCAGGGCUUAAUAAUCCUAUUUGGUGUGUAGACCCAAGCGUGGAAAUGCAAGAAGUUGCUCGACAAAAGAAAGGGGUUUACCCGGUUGUGAAAACGGCCGAAGAAUUUUUUGCGAACCCGCAAAUCAGAGAGAGAUUUGACAGAGUGCUAGCUACUAUAAGUGCACAUCAUUUUAUUAAUUCCAAUGCUGUUUACAAGGGAAUACUUCGUAGUCUUCACCCUGGAGGUUUUUAUGUGCAGAUAAACACCCUCAAGAGCAGUCUUCCAUCAUUCAAAGGCGUAAAAAAGCUUAUGAGACAAUGCUUUGAGCGAGAGAAGGAAAUCUCAUCUCCUUUGCUAAGGGAAAUCGGUUUGAAUGCAAACAUUUCCCAUCAAGAGUUCAUCUUUUCCGCGGCUGUGACAAAAUCCAAGUUGUACGAAAAAUAUCGAUGCCGCUUUAUAAGUGUAUUGCAGCAUUUAAGCGAUGAUCAAAUUGAAGAGGGUAUAAGCGAGUUAGACAAUGAACAUUAUCAAAAUGUUAAAGAUGAUGAACUCAUCAACUACGAAUGCACAGUGCUUGUGACAAAAGUUGAGAAAGUAGCUUGA
Molecule: messenger RNA, 762 nt
Organism: Porites lobata
Lineage: Eukaryota; Metazoa; Cnidaria; Anthozoa; Scleractinia; Poritidae
Source: the annotation of a GenBank genome assembly